Molecule: messenger RNA, 375 nt
Organism: Sordaria macrospora k-hell
Lineage: Eukaryota; Fungi; Ascomycota; Sordariomycetes; Sordariales; Sordariaceae
Source: RefSeq, a predicted model, not a curated record
AUGCCUCAGUACGCCUCUCGCGAUGUCGGCGACCCGUCGCAAAUCAAGAAGAACAAGCAGAGCAUGGCCGACCUAAAACUCCGCCGAUUGACCGAACUCAACAACCGACUACGUGAGGAUUUGGAAAGGGAAAGGAUUCCGGUUAGCCAGGCGGCAGGAGGUGAGAUCCAGCCUUCGUUGUUGCUCGGUCGUUUCGGCACAUUUGCCGGUCGCAGUUCAUUGAGGCUGACAGUCGUUUCUUUUUCUCCUUACAGCAUAAUCGCCUACUGCAACAGCACAAGAGAUUACAUGGUACCAAGUGUUUGGGGGCAGGUGCCCAAGGCCGAAGACCCGUACUUGCCACAACAAAGCAGCGGGUGCUGCGUUGUCAUGUAA